CCAUCGCCUUGCUGCCUCCCAUCCCUACUUUUGGCGGCGGGGGGAGCCUGGGGGUGGAUCUGGGCUUGGCUCUCGCUUAUCUUGCGAGCAGUUUGGUUUCCUCCCGGCGCUCGGGCUCUUCCAUUGGCUCCUCUUGCUCUCCGUCGCUCCGCCGCUCGCAGCCGAUGUCCUGAGCCCGGCGCCGCUGUGCGGGGCGCUCCGGGGGACCCUGCCGGGCCCGGUGCCGAGCGGCGGAGCCCCGAGCCACCCAUGCCCCCGGGGGGAGCGCUCUGCCGGGGGGGCGCCGCCUGCCCCGCAAUGCUCUCGUCGCCCGGCGGCUGCGGCGGCGGGGACGGCGGCGGGAGCCGCAAGAGCGGGGUCAUCCUGGACAUCGCCUCCCUGAAGAUGACGGAGCUGGAGUCCGAGGUGCUGCCGCUGCCGCCCCGGUACCGCUUCCGCGAUCUGCUGCUGGGGGACCAGUCCUUCCAGAGCGACGACAGGGUGCAGGUCGAGUUCUACGUGAAUGAAAACACCUUCAAGGAGCGGCUGAAGCUCUUCUUCAUCAAAAACCAGCGAUCGAGCCUGAGGAUCCGGCUCUUCAACUUCUCCCUGAAGCUGCUGACGUGCCUGCUGUACAUCGUGCGCGUGCUGCUGGACAACCCCGAGGAGGGCAUCGGCUGCUGGGAAUGUGAGAAGCAGAAUUACACAGCCUUCAACCAGUCCACCAACAUCAACUGGUCCCACAUCUUUUGGGUGGACAGGAAAACCCCUCUGUGGGCCGUGCAGGUCAGCAUCGCCCUCAUCAGCUUCCUGGAGACCAUGCUGCUCACCUAUCUCAGCUACAAGGGGAACAUCUGGGAGCAGAUUUUUCGCAUUUCCUUCAUUCUGGAGAUGAUCAACACGGUGCCAUUCAUCAUCACGAUAUUCUGGCCUCCUUUGCGGAAUUUGUUCAUUCCUGUGUUUCUGAACUGCUGGCUGGCCAAGUACGCCCUGGAGAACAUGAUUAACGAUCUGCACCGAGCCAUCCAAAGGACACAGUCAGCCAUGUUCAACCAGGUGCUCAUCCUCAUCUGCACCCUCCUGUGUCUCGUUUUCACGGGGACCUGCGGCAUCCAGCACUUGGAAAGAGCAGGUGAGAAGCUCUCCCUCUUCAAGUCCUUCUAUUUCUGCAUCGUCACCUUUUCCACCGUGGGCUACGGAGACGUGACACCAAAGAUUUGGCCUUCCCAGCUGCUCGUGGUGAUCAUGAUCUGCGUGGCCCUGGUGGUGCUGCCUCUCCAGUUCGAGGAGCUGGUGUACCUGUGGAUGGAGCGGCAGAAGUCGGGGGGCAACUACAGCCGGCACCGCGCGCAGACCGAGAAGCACGUGGUGCUGUGCGUCAGCUCCCUCAAGAUCGACCUCCUCAUGGACUUCCUCAACGAGUUCUACGCCCACCCUCGCCUGCAGGAUUACUACGUGGUGAUCCUGUGCCCCACGGAGAUGGACAUCCAGGUGCGGCGCGUGCUGCAGAUCCCCCUGUGGUCCCAGAGGGUCAUCUACCUCCAGGGCUCUGCCCUCAAGGACCAGGACCUGAUGAGAGCCAAGAUGGACAAUGGAGAAGCUUGCUUCAUCCUCAGCAGCCGGAACGAGGUGGACAGAACAGCAGCUGACCACCAGACCAUCCUGAGGGCCUGGGCUGUCAAAGACUUUGCUCCAAACUGUCCUCUCUAUGUUCAGAUCUUAAAGCCAGAAAAUAAAUUCCAUGUCAAGUUUGCAGAUCACGUUGUGUGUGAGGAGGAGUGCAAAUACGCCAUGCUGGCCCUGAACUGUGUCUGCCCUGCCACCUCCACCCUCAUCACGCUGCUGGUGCACACCUCCCGUGGCCAGGAGGGCCAGGAGUCUCCGGAGCAGUGGCAGAGGAUGUACGGGCGCUGCUCGGGCAAUGAGGUCUAUCACAUCCGCAUGGGGGACAGCAAGUUCUUCAUGGAGUACGAGGGCAAGAGCUUCACCUACGCCGCCUUCCACGCGCACAAGAAGUACGGUGUCUGCCUGAUCGGGAUCCGCAGGGAAGAGAACAAGAGCAUCCUGCUGAACCCCGGCCCCAGGCACAUCAUGGCAGCCUCGGACACCUGCUUCUACAUCAACAUCACCAAGGAGGAGAACUCUGCCUUCAUCUUCAAGCAGGAGGAGAAGCAGAAGAAGAAGGGCUUUGCGGGCAGCUACGACGGCCCCUCCCGGCUGCCCGUGCACAGCAUCAUCGCCAGCAUGGGUACAGUGGCCAUGGACCUGCAGAACACCGAGUGCCGCCCUGCCAACAGCAGCAAGCUGGCCCUGCCCGCCGAGAACGGCUCGGGCACGCGGCGGCCCAGCAUCGCCCCGGUGCUGGAGCUGGCUGACACCUCCUCCCUGCUGCCCUGCGACCUCCUCAGCGACCAGUCCGAGGACGAGAUGACGCAGUCGGACGAGGAGGGGUCAGCAGUGCUCGAGUACGUGAAGGGCUACCCCCCAAACUCGCCCUACAUCGGGAGCUCCCCGACCCUGUGCCACCUGCUGCCCGAGAAAGCCCCGUUCUGCUGCCUGAGGCUGGACAAGGGCUGCAAACACAACAGCUUUGAGGACGCCAAGGCCUACGGCUUCAAGAACAAGCUGAUCAUCGUUUCUGCAGAGACAGCGGGCAACGGCCUCUACAACUUCAUCGUCCCGCUGCGCGCCUACUACCGCUCCCGCAAGGAGCUCAACCCCAUCGUGCUGCUGCUGGACAACAAGCCUGAGCACCACUUUCUGGAGGCCAUCUGCUGUUUCCCCAUGGUUUACUACAUGGAGGGCACCAUUGACAACCUGGACAGUUUGCUGCAGUGUGGCAUCAUCUACGCUGACAACUUGGUGGUGGUGGACAAGGAGAGCACCAUGAGUGCUGAGGAGGACUACAUGGCAGAUGCCAAGACCAUUGUCAACGUCCAGACCAUGUUCAGGCUCUUCCCCAGCCUCAGCAUUAUCACGGAGCUGACCCACCCCUCCAACAUGAGGUUCAUGCAGUUCAGAGCAAAGGACAGUUACUCUCUGGCCCUUUCCAAGCUAGAAAAGAGAGAGCGAGAGAACGGCUCCAACCUGGCCUUCAUGUUCCGGCUGCCCUUCGCUGCCGGGAGAGUCUUCAGCAUCAGCAUGCUGGACACGCUGCUCUACCAGUCAUUUGUGAAGGAUUACAUGAUCACCAUCACUCGGCUGCUGCUGGGCCUCGACACCACGCCGGGCUCCGGGUACCUCUGUGCGAUGAAGAUCACUGAGGAUGACCUGUGGAUCCGGACGUACGGGCGCCUCUUCCAGAAGCUCUGCUCCUCCAGUGCCGAGAUCCCCAUCGGCAUCUACCGGACGGAGUCGCACAUGUUCGCCACCUCCGAGCCCCACGACAUCCGAGCGCAGUCACAGAUCUCAAUCAAUGUUGAGGACUGCGAGGACACCAAGGACGUCAAGGAGCACUGGGGCAUCAAGACGAGCCACCACCGCAACUCGUGCUCCAGCGACCAGUCGGAGCACCCGCUGCUGCGGCGCAAGAGCAUGCAGUGGGCGCGGCGGCUCAGCAGGAAGGGCAACAAGCACUCCAGCAAGACGGCCGAGUGGAUCAGCCAGCAGCGCCUCAGCCUGUACCGCCGCUCCGAGCGCCAGGAGCUCUCCGAGCUCGUCAAGAACCGCAUGAAGCACCUGGGCCUGCCCACCACCGGGUACGAGGAUGUAGCAAAUUUAACAGCCAGUGAUGUGAUGAAUCGGGUAAACCUGGGAUAUUUGCAAGAUGAGAUGAACGACCACCAGAACACCUUGUCCUACGUCCUGAUCAAUCCCCCCCCGGACACGCGGCUGGAGCUCAACGACAUCGUGUACCUGAUCCGCUCCGACCCUCUGGCCCACGUGGCCAACGACGGCCACAGCCGCAAGAGCAGCUGCAGCAACAAGCUGGGCUCGGGCAACCCCGAGACGCGCGACGAGACCCAGCUGUGAGCGCUGCCAGGGCGGGCAAGGACAGCCCGGCCGUGCCCGCGGGAGGAUGCCCAGCCUGGCAUGGAUGCCGUGCCCACGGGACGAUGCCCGGAGCCCCGGCACGGCCGGACGCAGCCGGUGGCCGUGUGUGCCCCCGGGGAUUUUAACUUUUCUACCGAUACCGCAACUAGUGAGACAGCGUUCGCUGGUGCUGGUGGGACAGGGCUGAGCCCAGAUGCCAAUGGGAGCAGGGCUGGCCUUGGUGUCAGCCUGGAGGGUGCAGGUUGGUAAAGACAGAGGAAAACUGCACCGAAACCCUGCUCCUCUUCCUCCUCCUCCUUCUCCAGGUGUCCCCCGGGGUGCCCAAACUCUGUCGCUCACGUUCUUCAUCCUUGGCGGGGUUUCUGUUCUGGGCACUGGGUGAGGACUCUGGUGGCCGUGGUACAGCCGGGAUGGAGGGGACAGGGCACGGCAGGGCCCCCACGCCUUGGGACACCUCACAAACCAGGACAUGCCAGGGCAUUGAGAGCGCGGCCGGCUCUGUGACAGAGCCUUGGGGCACCUCACAAACCCUGGGCACACCAAGCAGGGCCAGCUCUGUGACAGAGCCUUGGGGCACCUCACAAACCAGGGCACCAAAAGCAGGGCCAGCUCUGUGGCAGAGCCUUGGGGCACCUCACAAACCAGGGCACCAAAAGCAGGGCCAGCUCUGUGGCAGCGCCCUGGAGCCCCUGGGUUUGUGUCCUGCUGGGGCUGAGCUGCCCAGGGGAUCGGGGAUGCUGGGCUGGCUGGGCUGUGGAGGUUUGGUGGCUCCAUUCACCCUGUGUGUCCUGGCCGUGUCCUGCUGUCCCUCCCCUCCCCGUGGUCACAGCUGGUGGCACCGUGAUGGCAGCGGGUUCUGCCUGUCCCCACAGCCGCCCCUGGCAGCUCCAGCCCCCCUGCUCGGCUCUGUCCCCCCUGUCCCCGUGGCUUCCCCUGCAGCAGAGGUGCAUGAACGUCCCCCCCGACCUGCCGGGACCUGGCACCGCCACAAACACCAGAUGUGUUUCCAUCCUGCUUUUGCACAUUCUGCAAUGAUGUGGAAAGGGUUUAUUUGACUGCCAAGUGAAUAACUGAGUUGUUGACUUUCUAUACUUUCAUGUUCAUAUCUUACAAUUCCAAUGUGAUUUUUUUUUCUUUUUUUUUUAGCAAGGAGCUUGUAAAGCACAACAUGGCCAUGAAAUCCCAUCAGCUUCCUGCACUCACUGAAUGGUUUAUUGCCAUUACCAUUCACUGUUUGCUCCCCAAUGCACCCCCAAUCAAUGUUUACAAAGAAAACAAGCCAAAACCUGAUUUAAGUGAGUUUUAAACAGCUGGAGAGAUGCCCCAGCCUGUGGGGAUGUGCUGCCCAUCCUGCCCAUGGCCCUGAGGGAGGGCAGAGAUGCCCAGGGCAGGACCAGUGCCAAGGCUGGUAUCACCUCGAGAAGGUUGAGAGGGACCUGCUGUGCCUGGAUGAGGUUUGGGGUCCAGAUUUUAUUUUUUUUUUAUUGUUGUUUUUUCCUGAAGUGCCAGGCAGGAGCCCCUGAGUGGUGGCACAUGCCAGGCUUGGUGAGGUACCACAGGUAAAAGCAAAGAGUGCAUUCCUCCCACCCUGCUGAGCUGUGGGCACAAACAGAACUGCCUUUAAAGCUUUUUUGGGUUGUUUUGAUGGAUUUUUAAUGAUUCGUUUUGGAUCUGUUUGGUUUAGGCAGGCACAAUGUUUUAUUUAUUUCUGUUUGUAGCUUCACAUGCCAAAUCUGUCAUUUAAAAGUGGCAAAAAGAAAUUAUAGGCUAAAAAGUGGGUGUGGUUGAAGUACAAAAGGACACGUGGGCUCUGUGUAACUUAAAGCCUCAGGAUGCUCAGAUCAUGGAGUGUGAAUGUAUUUAAUUUUCUGAAUUUAAUAUGGAUCAUUUUCCAAACCCCACUUUGCUUUCAAGGGAGAGUGGAACAAAGCAGUAUUACAGGUUAGAAAAAACCAAACCAGCAAACAAAAAAAAACCCAGCCCAAAUUAGACAAAAGGUGUGAUUAUUUGAAUAUAUUUACUGAGAACAUUUUUAUGAUUUUUUGUUUGUUUGGCUGUGAGCUGUGUGUGAGAGCACAGGGAAGCGAGCGCAGCUCCUCAGCUCAACCCUCCCAUGGCAAGAAAAUUAAUUUUUUUUUAAAAACCCUUAAUUUAUUUAAAUUAAAAAUUUAAAUUUAAAUAUUCCAGCCCCAGCCCUGAGCAGCCAGGUCAGCCUUGUGGCCAAAUCCAGGGUCUGUGCUCCAGAGGCUCCACCGGCCGUGGUGCUGGGUCCCUCCUUGCUCAGCGGGCACACACAGCUCCUUCCUGCCCUCAACCCGGGCAGAAAUCAAUCCCAGGAGGAAACUCGUGCCAAAAGGACUGAGGCCUCUGUGUGCUCUGUGAUAUGAUCAGAGUGCCCUGGAUAUUCCUGUAUUUUGACAACGCUUCUGUUUGUUCAGUGUACAAAUCCCUGCCUUUGAAGCAGAAGCUCCGUGUACAAAGCCUCGGGUUCCUCCUCUGGUGUAAAUUUCCAGCCGACCUUCCCGUGGGAUGGGGAAAAAACCCUGUAAAUACUCACCUGUGGCCAAUGCAAGUCUGAGAACCAAGGGUUCAUUUUUCUAAUUCCUUAGCCUCAGUUACAAUACUAAUGUAAAAAAACAAAAGCAGUUUAUUUUUCUAACGGUCCUGGAAACGUUGAUGCAGCGACAAAGAGUCGCUCCUGCCGCUGAAAGGGCCCACAAGGAGCUUCCAUGGGAGCAGGAGAAUGGCUGCUGCUUCCAGCCAUGGAAAAAUCCCAUUUUCUGCAGGAAAUAGUUGUGUUCCAAUGCAGGGACCUGGCAGGCCCUGGGGGAUGCAGGAACGAGGACAGCUGGGAUGUUCCGUGCCCACUGACGGUUUGGUAUGGACUAAACCCACAUAUCCCGCAUUAAACUCAACUACUCCAACCAAUGUUAUCAGCAUAUUUAUUUCCUGUUAUCCCCCUUUUUAUUUAACCUCUAUAGAACAGGACAGUUUUAUUCCAAGCUCAGCUCCUGCAUGGAUUUUCAUCAGCAGCAGCGACGGCCGUGGUUCCGCUGCUCUGCUGGAUCAGCCAGCCAGGGGAGAGGGUUUUGUACAAUUCUUGUGAAGAUGCUUCACAUUUCUGUAAAGAUAAAUGACAAUAAAAGAGCUGCAUGCAGCAACAGGAGA
Messenger RNA from Zonotrichia leucophrys gambelii, 7140 nucleotides. RefSeq names its product potassium sodium-activated channel subfamily T member 1 (gene KCNT1). The coding region runs from base 250 to 3951 and encodes 1233 amino acids. Gene Ontology annotation, molecular function: intracellular sodium-activated potassium channel activity; outward rectifier potassium channel activity. Gene Ontology annotation, biological process: potassium ion transmembrane transport. Gene Ontology annotation, cellular component: plasma membrane. The transcript has 32 exons. The record is from RefSeq and is a predicted model, not a curated record. NCBI's taxonomy places the organism in Eukaryota, Metazoa, Chordata, Aves, Passeriformes, Passerellidae.